Messenger RNA from Helianthus annuus (common sunflower), 372 nucleotides. RefSeq lists its product as uncharacterized. The coding region runs from base 1 to 372 and encodes 123 amino acids. The transcript has a single exon. Lineage: Eukaryota; Viridiplantae; Streptophyta; Magnoliopsida; Asterales; Asteraceae. The record is from RefSeq and is a predicted model, not a curated record.
AUGGCUUACUUAUUACUAUAUGUAGACGACAUUAUUCUCACAGCUUCUGAUUCGGUCUUACUCAAAAAGCUGAUUGAUACUCUGAAAGCAGAAUUUGCUAUGACAGAUCUUGGCGUCUUACAUCAUUUUUUGGGACUCAAAGUCGAACAUAAAAAUGGGGGUCUUUUUCUCUCGCAGUCAUCCUAUGCUGCUGACAUUUUGGCUCGCGCAAACAUGACCACCUUCAAACCAUGCUCAACACCGGUGGAAAUCGGUUCCAAAUUAAGUGCCUCCUCAGGGUCUCCAGCUGUUGAUGGCACUUUGUAUCGUAGCCUGGCUGGUGCACUACAGUAUCUUACUAUCACCAGGCCCGAAAUAUCUUAUGCAGUCUAG